Molecule: messenger RNA, 447 nt
Organism: Orbilia oligospora ATCC 24927
Lineage: Eukaryota; Fungi; Ascomycota; Orbiliomycetes; Orbiliales; Orbiliaceae
Exons: 1
Coding region: 1-447 (148 amino acids)
Source: RefSeq, a predicted model, not a curated record
AUGGCAAGCAUAAUGAGGCUCGGUAUUUUUAUUCUUACCCUCGCCGGCAUUACAUGGGCGCGUAAAGGAAAAAAUGAUUUCUUUACUGUCAGUUUCGAUCUGUAUCCAAAAGAUCAUGGACACGUUCCUGGAAAGAACCUCAGGAUUGAUCCAGGUUUACUCGGAAAGUGUGUCGAAUUCUCAGCGAUCUAUAAUUUAACAGCACCGUCACGGCCAGAGACCAUCUACCUCCCUCCGGAACCAGUCCCCCCAGAAUACGACCUGCGGCUUUUCCAAGACUACGAUUGCUCAAAACCUAUUGAUGAAGACGAUUGGCCAUGGGAACCAAGCCUAGAAGGCGAGAAAUGGGACUAUGUUACUGGACUUUAUAGACUUACUAUGGCAGAGCCAGUCGAAAUCAUUGCUGAACCACAGCUCUUGAAGCCUGUAGCACCGCCGGGUAGAUAG